Molecule: messenger RNA, 2622 nt
Organism: Megalops cyprinoides (Indo-Pacific tarpon)
Lineage: Eukaryota; Metazoa; Chordata; Actinopteri; Elopiformes; Megalopidae
Gene: gpkow
Product: G patch domain and KOW motifs
Exons: 11
Coding region: 7-1587 (526 amino acids)
Biological process (GO): mRNA splicing, via spliceosome
Cellular component (GO): spliceosomal complex
Molecular function (GO): nucleic acid binding
Source: RefSeq, a predicted model, not a curated record
UUAAACAUGGCGUCGGAUUCAGACAUGAAACGGGAAAAUUCUCCUGAAGAAGACGUUUCUAAAGAUGAAGAGGGUAAAAAACCCGGGCCUAUUUCAUUUGGUUUCAGUAAAACAGUAAGUAAGUUUAAAACGUCAAGCUUGAACCGCGACGAAGCAGGCAAAGCAGAAGACCGAGAUUAUUUAACAGGCGUUGAGGGAAAAGAAUUGAAAAGCACCAAGCCUGUGGAAAAGCCAAAGGAGCUCAUUAUUCCCCUGAUCAAUAAGAACCGCUGGUACAAAGCGGAAGGUGCCGGAAAAACAGCAGGAGAGGAUGGUAAUGCUCGCCCACCUCAGGAGCAGGACUCUGUUGAGUCUCAGGCUGUCAAGGAGCUCAUUGAAGAGUCCCAGAAGCACCAGGAGCGAUGGAAGAACGGGCCACAGGCAGACCCCAACCUCGCCAUCCCCCUGCUGAUGCAGAACCAGGUCCCGCAGGGUUACGAGGACGGGGACAAAGUCAAGGUCGACCUGCGACCCGAGUCGUCCACAGAUGCAGACUAUGACAGUGUGCCUGUGGAGGCCUAUGGCUUGGCUAUGCUGAGGGGGAUGGGCUGGAAGGCAGGAGAGGGCAUCGGCAGGACCUUCAAACAAGACGUGAAGCCCAUAGAGCACCAGCUUCGCCCCAAGGGGCUGGGUCUGGGUGCCGACCGCUCGGCCCUGAAGGACCUGGAGCCCAGCGGGCCCCGGCGCCCCCCCAAACCGGGUGAGGAGCGGGGGGAGGAGGAGGCCUUGACAUUAGUGCCGGGUGGGUGUGUUCUGGUUGAGUCCGGAUCCCACAAAGACCUGUAUGGGAAGAUAGAGGGGGUUGACCCAGACAACGCUCGAGUCAUGGUGAAGCUCGCAAUUGGUGGAAAGACAGUGACCAUCAGCCAGUAUGCCAUGCGAUUGGUUGGUCGCAAAGAGUAUGAGAAGAACAGCAAAGACCUCAGUCGCCUCAGCAAAGCCCACAAAGAAAAAGAGAGAGAGAAAGAGAGAGAAAAGGAAAGAGAGAAGGAGAGAGAUAAAGAGAGGCAGCGGAGGGAAGAGAAGGAGAGGAGUCGUCAGGAGGAGAAGGGGAAGGACAGAGAGAGGGAGAAGGAGCGAGGGAAGAACAGAGAAAAGGACCAGCUGAAGAGGAAGCACCCAGAAUCCAGCUAUGACAGAGAAAAGCCCCUCCCAGUGAAGGAACCCCGCCUUCCUCCCCCAGCCACAUCCUGGCUGCAGAGAGACCUCAGGGUGCGCUUCAUUGACAAGGCCUUCAAGGGGGGGAAAUACUACAACUCCAAGAUGAGAGUGGAGGACGUGCUGACCCCCGAGACCUGCGUGUGCCGAACCGAGGAGGGCAGGCUGCUGGAAGAUGUGAAGCAAGCGAUGCUGGAGACCAUCGUGCCCAAGAGCGACGCAGACUUCGUCAUGGUGGUGCUGGGAGAGCACAAAGGGCAGGUGGGCCGGAUCCUGCGGCGGGACCGGGAGCGGUGCCGGGCCAUGGUGCAGCUGGAGCGGCAGGAGGAGCGCGUGCACACCCUCGACUACGACGCCAUCUGCCACUACGUGGGAGGGGUGGACGACUGACGCCCCGCGGGUGACGCUGCUCCACCUCCAUUCCUCCACCUCAGACCCGCCCCCCCACGUUGUAGCUCAUCACAGCAGCUGUUCCCGCCCCCUCCAUCUGAUUGGCUCCGCCUGGCACAUAUUCCCUCUGUACCCAUGCUGCUCGAGGGCUAGCCCUGUAGGGCCUCAGUCUCUGCAGUUUUUACUUGUAACCAGGAGUUUAAUCACCUGACUAAACUAAUUGGCUGAUUGACUGGGCCUUUAUUUUGCAACCCUCCCGCACUCUGAGUCGACUCUUGACUGUUGGUGCACAAGAAAGCUCAAGAGCCUGCCCGAUUGUGGACCUUCCACAUUCACAAAAUCCCCAUUCUGCACCAUGCCCCUGCCACCCAGCCUUUCAGAGGACCAAACAGAGAGGGCUAAUGGGGGUCCAGAAAGAGUAGGGAAUGAAGGGGAGAUUUUGUAUGCUGGACAUACUGAAUGGUAAUGGAUAUGAAAGCAUAGACAGUAGGGUAGUGUGUAUGAGGGGUCUGUUCACAGCCACAGCGGGAAACGGCUGCCCCAUGUACAGUGGCUAUUAAAGGAAGCAGAGCUCCGGGUUCAAGUUCCAUCUCCGCCAACCUUUGAUAAAUGUAUCGCCGGUUCAGCCAGACCGAGAAGCAUCCGGAAGCGUAACUGAGAUGCUAUUGUCCAGAAAUAAGGCUCUUCAGUACGGCGAUGCAAACAAGACGGGGGCAGGGUGUUUUCACUUACGAAACUGUCACAGAGAGUCCGGGACGCUGUUUCAGCGAGUACGUGCUGUUCCUGUGGAAGCGAGGGGACGUGACCCGGGACAGGGACGUUGCACGUGCGGUCACAGGGACGGGGGCGGGAGUAACGCGAUCCGCAUGGACGCUGCUGCAGCGUGGGAACUCCACCACUUGCAGGCACAGCAAGCUUUCACAGCAGCCCUGUGAUAACUCGCCUCCUCCUGCAUAUGCAGGUGAAGAAAGACAGGCGCGAGGUGCAAACCCAGGAAUGAGCUCCCCCACCACCUCCCCCCACACACACACGCAC